Messenger RNA from Archocentrus centrarchus (flier cichlid), 1809 nucleotides. Its product is annotated as zinc transporter ZIP9. The transcript is spliced from 7 exons. Gene Ontology annotation, molecular function: metal ion transmembrane transporter activity. The record is from RefSeq and is a predicted model, not a curated record. Gene Ontology annotation, biological process: transmembrane transport; zinc ion transport. NCBI's taxonomy places the organism in Eukaryota, Metazoa, Chordata, Actinopteri, Cichliformes, Cichlidae. Bases 165 to 1085 code for a protein of 306 amino acids. Gene Ontology annotation, cellular component: membrane.
GGUGCGACGUGGAAAGGCAGAACAGCACUCUGGUCUGCUCUGAUAGUAGAGAUUAACCAGCGACGCUAUGAGAACACACCGUCUCGGUGGGAUCUAACACUGAAAUGAAAUGAACGCAAAGCGGCGAACCGGGUAAUCAUUUGUGUUAGGAAGAAGUCGUCGCCAUGGACGGAGGGCUGACUAUUACAUUUAUAUCUGUGGCAAUGUUUGUAGGUACCUUUUUACUUGGAUUCAUCCCACUGUUGUUCCAACUCUCUGCGAAAAGCCUGCAGUUUGUUUCCAUCCUGGGGGCAGGUCUGCUGUGUGGGACAGCACUGGCCAUCACCAUCCCAGAGGGAGUGGGUUUACUGGAAGACUCAUGGAAAGCAUCCUCAUCCUCCUCUGAUGUACCAUCCGGUCUGAAUUCAAGUAAAGAAAAUGGGGCUCCCACAGAGGGAGGAGUUCCACCUCGGUUCUUCAUUGGGCUGGCGUUAACCUUCGGGUUCACCUUCAUGUUUGUAGUCGAUCAGAUAGGAAACUAUCUUUCCGCACGUGACCAGACGACACUUUUGCCCAACAGCGUCCACUUCACAGCCACGUUGGGACUGGUCAUUCACGCUGCAGCUGAUGGAUUUGCUCUGGGUGCUGCUGUGGCCACGGGUCAAGUGACAGUACAAGUUAUAGUAUUUUUUGCUGUAAUUCUACACAAGGCACCUGCCGCUUUUGGGUUGGUCUCCUUUCUGAUGCACGGAGGCCUCGAGAAGAAGUACAUUCAGGGACACUUAUUGGCUUUCUCAGCUGCAGCACCUGUAGUUGCUAUCGCCACCUACUUCAUAUUAUAUGCAUCUGGCAGUUCAUCUGAGAAUCAGCUCAGUGCAACUGGAGUAGGAAUGCUCUUCUCAGCGGGGACUUUUCUCUAUGUGGCCACAGUGCACGUUCUGCCUGAGGUCAGCAGCAACAGGGCUGGUCAACCAACCUCUGACCCCGAGCAGCCGUCUGGAGCUGAAACCCACCGACAUGGACACUUAGGGCUACUGGAGAGCCUCACUCUCAUCCUCGGUGUGGGACUUCCGAUGGUGCUGGCUCUUGGACUCCAUGAUGACUAGAAGAGAACAUGAGGGCAAAUUUGUUUAGAAGGGUGUGGUGCCACCAGAUAUGAAAGGAAAACUCAGAGCACCUGUACUGUACUGAAUGCCACAGUUUUUGGGAGACAGAACGUGCUCUGGCACAGUCUGCUUUGGUCCUCUUACUACAGUGAAAUUUGGCUUUGAGUCAGGCUAUUGUUUGGUUAUCAAAAAGCUUUCCAGGAGGUGUUAAAGAAUCAGGUAACUAAUAUAUCGUCCUGCAUGGACUGAGCUUCCAUUCUGGAAAAACAAAAACAGGUCUUGUUUAUCGCCACAAUCCUCUGAGGGCGAGCGUUGCUGAUGUAAGUUCCCAGUAACUGGAUAGUUUAACAGGAACAGCCAAGUAAUUUGAUGCUCUCUGGAAAAAAAGGUAUCCAGGCCUUAUUAUUUUGCUUGCAUAGCUAAGAGUUUGAAAAUAUGGCCAUAUUUUUAGUUUAUAAAUGUGCAAUAAUACAGACUAACAAAUUGUUAUUUCAUCCAUUUUUUUUUGUUUUUGGUCACAAUUUAUCCAAGUAAGUUUGUGAUGCAGCUGAUGUUGCGUGAGAGGCGGCCUGGACAGGUUGCUAGUGUAGCUGCUAUUACAGAGGCACGUGCAACUAUUCACGCUCACAUCUACGGCUUCUGUUAAUUUAGAAUCAUCACUUGACUCAACAUUCAUGUUUUUGGAGCGUGGAACAAAGUUGGGGCACUUGGACAAAACUGGAGA